This is a messenger RNA of Lepus europaeus (European hare), 3321 nucleotides long. RefSeq names its product chromosome 3 C6orf62 homolog (gene C3H6orf62). The transcript has 6 exons. The record is from RefSeq and is a predicted model, not a curated record. NCBI's taxonomy places the organism in Eukaryota, Metazoa, Chordata, Mammalia, Lagomorpha, Leporidae. The coding region runs from base 1352 to 2098 and encodes 248 amino acids.
UGGGAGGGCGGGCUUACUUUUAAGAAGUAAUUGCUAUUAACACGAUUAUUUUCUUUUCUUCCCACUGGUCCUCCCCAUUUACCCUCUCCCGCCUCCUACCCGGGCGGGAGUUGUUUCCACGAUGAAAUGAGUGCGAACCCGAGGGAUCCUGUGUCUCCCGUGGUGCGAGUGAGUCGCUGCCGCUGAGGGCGGGGGCGGGGGUGGGGCCUGGGCGGUGGGAGCAGGUGGUCCCCGGGCGCCGCCUGGGACUGGGGCGACGAACCCGCCACCUUGGCCCCAGCAAUGCUCGCGCCAAGAUAAGACCGCACAUCCCACCAUCUCGCACGGGGGCGCACUCGCAGGGAAGGCUCCCCUGGGGAAUGUAGGGCUCACUGCAGGGCUGGGGGCGUCAGGAUCCCGGGCGUUAAAUAGGUCUGCCCACCGCCGGAAUAACUGUUCACCCCGUAUCACGUACCCCCCUCUCCCUCUGCCAUCAUGAUUCUCCUUGGCAGCAGCACUAGCAGCCGCCUGAGGGUGGAGACGUGGGUGAUGGGGAAGUGGGUCGUGACUCCGCUGUUUUUUCUCAUGGCUCCCUCGGGCAACAGCUGUCCGCCCCCGGUAUACACUGUAGUCGAUUGCGGGGAAUCCCUGGACCUCGCCCCUUCCUUCUCUGAUUUUGCACUUCUCUCUUUGCUCACCACCAAGUGUAAUCAAUAACAAGCACUGACAAUACAUAGCAAUAGUGAAAUCUGAAAUAACUAAGAAUUAAUUAGGUACUACAGCCAUGGGUCUGGCUGGGUAAAAUCCAAUUGGAUAUUUCAGUUUCAUUCCCUACCCUUUUUUUUUUUUUUUUUGGGUGUUUUUGUUUUUGUUUUCGUUUUGUGUUUGGAAGGCAAGGAUCACAUCCCCCUCUCCCCAUUCCUUUUCUUUAGUCCCUUUUCUUAAAAGGGAGGGGGGUUACGGAUGGAUUUUGAGGAUUGGACUGGUGUCGUUUUAUCACACACCUAAAUCCUGAUACUAGGCUUUUCAUUCCCCCCAAAGCCUUUAUUUUGGCAGUUGAGCCAAAUGUGUUUUCCAGAAAGUUAGUUCAAGUAUUUUCUCCUUUGUUUCCUUCCUCCUCUUCCUUUUCCCCACCUGAUUCCAAACUUUACUGUCCAGACAUGACUGGACAGCGGCUUUUGUUUCUUGACCCUGUAAUAUGACAGUCUGCUAAUAUUGCCAGAAGGUGCAGUUUUGGGGAUACAGUUGUGAUUUUAGCUAUUAUAUUAGCAGGAAAAAAAAUGACUUGUUUCUGUUGUACUUGAGUCUUAAGAAAAAGUGCCCAUAGUUUAGUGACAAUUUCCAAAGGCUUUAGUACCACCUGUAUUUCAAAAUGGGGGACCCAAACUCCCGGAAGAAACAAGCUCUGAACAGACUACGUGCUCAGCUUAGAAAGAAAAAAGAAUCUCUAGCUGACCAGUUUGACUUCAAGAUGUAUAUUGCCUUUGUAUUCAAGGAGAAGAAGAAAAAAUCAGCACUUUUUGAAGUGUCUGAAGUUAUACCAGUCAUGACAAAUAAUUAUGAAGAAAAUAUCCUGAAAGGUGUGCGAGAUUCCAGCUAUACCUUGGAAAGUUCCAUUGAGCUUUUACAAAAGGAUGUGGUACAGCUCCAUGCUCCUCGAUACCAGUCUAUGAGAAGGGAUGUAAUUGGCUGUACUCAGGAGAUGGAUUUCAUUCUUUGGCCUCGGAAUGAUAUAGAGAAAAUUGUCUGUCUCCUGUUUUCUAGGUGGAAGGAAUCUGAUGAGCCUUUUAGGCCUGUUCAGUGCCUAAGUUUGAGACCUGGCUGUGUUCUCUGCCAUCGUGCACCUUGGAGUCAGCAGGCCAAAUUUGAGUUUCAUCACGGUGACUAUGAAAAGCAGUUUCUGCAUGUACUGAGCCGCAAGGACAAGACUGGAAUUGUUGUCAACAAUCCUAACCAGUCAGUGUUUCUCUUCAUUGACAGACAGCACUUGCAGACUCCAAAAAACAAAGCUACAAUCUUCAAGUUAUGCAGCAUCUGCCUCUACCUGCCACAGGAACAGCUUACCCACUGGGCAGUGGGCACCAUAGAGGAUCACCUCUGUCCUUACAUGCCGGAAUAGACUGACCAGCAAAAUGGAGAAGAUCAGAGAAUGCAGCAGCAAUUUUUUUUCUUGUUUUCUUACCACUUUAUUCUUUCAGCGUUUAAGGAAAAUGGACUCAUGCACAGAACACUAUGCAUUUUGAAACUUCAUUCUGGAUUUUUUUUUUAAUCAUUUGUAUCUCAGAACUUAAACAAAUUAGAUGUCUUCUGCACGGACUGUGUGAAAGAAGAUGCUUUGCAUAUUUGCUGCACUGCAUCAGCAUCUUGCUAAAAUGUGAAUGAAAGGACUAUUGUGCACUGAAAUGCUUAACUGUGUCUGAAAGCACAAGGUGAUACUCACUUUUGAUGGUCUUCCCAUUUGUCCGGGUUUUUGCCUCUGACAUCUGUCAUCAGUAUUUAGAGGGCGAGAACCCAUGUAACAGGUAUAAAUAACGUUUGAAAAAACUUAAUAGCUUUGCUGUAGUCACCGUUGUUCCAGAGCACUGUCAGAUCCAUUCUGAUGACCAGAAGUGGUUACAAAAAACAAAAACCAACCAACCAUGGGAAAGAAAUCUUAAGUGAAAAAAGCAUCUCAUUGUAGGCAGCCUUGCCUCAUAUCUUACUGGGCCAUGUUUGUUUCCUGGUACUCAUGUAUUUUUUUCCCAGAUCUCUUUCCCUAAGUUGCUGUUAUAAAGUAUUCUGCUGAGUGUGGAUGCCGUUGUACACAUAAGCAGAUCUGGAGUCUGAAGUAGCUAAAGCAGCUAUAAAACUGAGAAAUACUUUCAUAGCUGCAGAAACCAUGAUAGGUAGAGGACUUUGCUUUUGGUUUUAAAGAGAAGAGAUUUAAUUACAAAGAAAAUUCCAGUGAUUGUGCAGAAAUACUGGUUUCUACACCAUUCUAAAGAAAAAUGAGGGUUUUUGGAGUAGAAAAAGUUAUAAAAGUUGGGAUCUUAAAUUGUAAAAAAAAAAAAAAAAAACUAUUGAGUGUCGAAGUUCUAAAAGCAGAACUCAUUUGUGCAAUGAACAUAAGGAAAGACUACUGUAUAGUUUUUUUUUUGUUUGUUUUCUUUUAAAUGAAGAAAGGCUUUGCUUAAGGGUUGCAUACUUUUAUUGGAGUAAAUCUGAAUGAUCCUACUCCUUUGGAGUAAAACUAAUGCUUACCAGUUUCCAAUUGUAUUUAGCUUCUGGUUGGAAUUUGAAAAAAAAUGAAAACCUAAAUAAAAUAGGUGAAAGUUCCCUGACUAUUCAGGUGAAUACACAAAG